Messenger RNA from Dendrobium catenatum, 1740 nucleotides. RefSeq names its product protein trichome birefringence-like 28. Gene Ontology annotation, molecular function: O-acetyltransferase activity. NCBI's taxonomy places the organism in Eukaryota, Viridiplantae, Streptophyta, Magnoliopsida, Asparagales, Orchidaceae. Gene Ontology annotation, cellular component: Golgi apparatus. The coding region runs from base 88 to 1563 and encodes 491 amino acids. The transcript is spliced from 5 exons. The record is from RefSeq and is a predicted model, not a curated record.
CAACCCAUCGCUUUACAGAUCCAUUCUCUUCUUCUUAAUCACUUCUCCCUUCGCACAAACUCACCACCCAUUCCUUCUCAAGCCAAAAUGAAUUUCUCUCGCCGGAAAUACUCUUCCUUCCUAUCAACAGAACCUCUCGUCGGAAAACAGUCCACCGCCGCCGCCCGGCGGAACAACAACUUAUCCAUCAUCGCAAUCGUCUUCUCCGUCUUCCUCUUCGCCACUUUCAUCUACAACGAAGACCUAAAAUCCAUUACCGAAUUCCCCUUCUCCUCGAAACCCAAGGACUCCCCCCUUCCCCUUCUCCUCGAUACCACCGAAGAAUCGAAUAGGAGCAUUGAAGCCAUGGAUCUGAUAAGCGAGAAACCUAAUCUGAAGAAGAAGAAGAAGAAGAAGUGUGGAGAGGAAAAGAGGGAGAAGACGAAGGUGCCGAGAUUGAAGGAAGGUGGUCAGGAGGACAGGGCGUGGGUUUUGGAUAAAACGGUGGUGAGAUUAGCAGAGGGGUGUGAUGUCUAUGCGGGGGAGUGGGUGUACGAUAACGAGACGCGGCCUGAUUACAGAGAGGAGGCAUGUGAAUUCCUGACGGAGCAGGUUACUUGUAUGCGGAACGGUCGCAGAGACGAUUCGUACCAGAAAUGGAGAUGGCAGCCUAGGGAUUGUUCCCUCCCUGAGUUCGAUGCAAGGCUAAUACUGGAGAGGUUGAGAGGGAAGAGACUGAUGUUCGUUGGAGACUCACUGAACCGGAAUCAAUGGGAGUCUAUGGUCUGCCUCGUACAAUCAGUAAUUCCUCCAGGCAAAAAAACCCUCGUCAAAAACGGUUCACUCAAUACUUUUAGAGCUGAGGAGUAUGAUGCGACUGUAGAGUUCUACUGGGCGCCAUUUUUAGUCGAGUCGAACUCAGACGACCCAAAAAAGCACAGUAUACUCGAGCGAAUUAUAAUGCCAGAGUCAAUAGAAAAGCAUGGCAAGAAUUGGAAGGGAGUCGACUAUCUUAUCUUCAACACUUACAUUUGGUGGAUGAAUACCUUCACCAUGAAAGUCUUGAGGGGAUCUUUUGAAGAUGGGUCAACGGAAUACGACGAGGUAGACCGGCCAGUGGCCUAUGAAAGAGUGUUGAGGACUUGGGCUAAGUGGGUUGAUGAGAAUUUGGAUACUAAGAAGACUAUGAUCUUCUUUAUGAGCAUGUCCCCUCUCCAUAUCAAGAGUGAAGACUGGGGGAACCCAAAUGGCAUAAAAUGCGCCCUAGAAACACUUCCAGUGCUAAACUGGCCGCAGAGACCACUGGACGUGGGAACAGAUUGGCGAUUAUUCUACGCAGCUGUGCAUGUAAUAAGCUCCAUGCAGAAAGCUGUGAGCUUUGUGAACAUCACAGCCCUUUCAGAGCUUCGCAAAGAUGGCCACACUUCCGUUCACACUAUACGGCAAGGUAAAUUAUUAACAGCAGAACAACAAGCUGAUCCGAUCAACUAUGCUGAUUGUAUUCAUUGGUGUCUUCCUGGUCUUCCUGAUACCUGGAAUCAAUUUCUUUAUGCUUAUAUAGCCUCUCGCACGUUGAAUGCCUGACCUGUAAUAUCUCUUACUUCUUUUUUGAAAUGAUAGCUGAUGGAUUUAGUUAAUUGUUCUUCUGAUGUUGGUAGGAAUGGAGUGAUAAGGGGAAGUAUUUGGGUAGUAUAUAUUAGUGUUGAAAUUGUAGGAUUUAUUUUAAGACAAAUGUAAUAUAUGAGUGUAAUAUCUAGUAAA